This is a messenger RNA of Manduca sexta (tobacco hornworm), 1935 nucleotides long. RefSeq names its product arginine/serine-rich coiled-coil protein 2. The record is from RefSeq and is a predicted model, not a curated record. The transcript is spliced from 12 exons. Lineage: Eukaryota; Metazoa; Arthropoda; Insecta; Lepidoptera; Sphingidae. The coding region runs from base 279 to 1469 and encodes 396 amino acids.
GGCAACAUUAAAAAUAGUUCCGCCAUAUUGUCUACUAAUUUCAUAAAACUAAAAAGCAGAUUUACGUGAGUAAUUGGACAACUGCGCCUAUAAAUAUCAAUUUUAUUGUGAUUUAGAGAGAUCUGUUCAAAUGGAUUCUCUAAUAGCAUACGGAAGUGAUGAUGAAGUUGAUUCAGAUCGUUACGGAGGCCAUCAACAAUCCACGAAUGAUAUUGUAGGUGGGCGGUGGCGGGUCCCAGCGGCGUCGAGACGACGACACAAACUACGACGAUGUGAACAUGGAACUGAGCGAGGACUCGCAGGGCGCUGAGUCGGAGCCGGAGCUGCCGCCUGCAGAACCUGUAGCCACCUCCAGACACUCCUCGAGGGAGGACCGACGCGGAUCUGACGACAGCCGUUCCCGUUCACGAAGCGAUCGCAGCGAGCGUGACGAUAGAGAGAAACGCUCGCACCGCCGCGACUCGCCGCCGCGCGGACGCUCCCGGCCCGACCGAUCCGACCGACCCGAUAGGCACGAGCGGUCCGACAGGCAUGACCGACCCGACAGGCCGGACCGGUCCGAUAGAUCGGAUCGGUCCGACGACAGCCGCCGAUCCGAGCGAAGUGAGCGGAGUGAGCGCAGUCGGUAUGAAGGCGGCUCGAGCAGACGCGGCCUGCUGGGCGACAGACCAGAGGAUGGCAAAGUGCCUGCCCUGAUGGACCUGAGACCGUUCGGCGGCGAGCCUCCGCCAGGGUUCGACCAGAGGAAGUCGCACGACGCCAGAGACGCUGUGUCACCCAGGUUCACGGAUCGCGAUCGCCGCGACAGAGAGCGUGAUAGGGAGCGGCACUCCAGGAGAUCAGAAGAGAAGAGGUCCGGUCACCGCGGCGAGCGUCGGUCGCGGUCCCGCUCGCGGUCGCGCGGCACCGGCGCCGCCUACCCGCCGCCCGCCGCACACAACGAAAGGCGCACCUCUCCCACAUCAGGCGACUACAGGCCAUCGUCAUACAAAGUUAACAAGAAACUGGAGGUCAUGGAGAAAAUGGGGUUACAAAUCAAGACUCCGGACGGGUCCAUGGCGACGGCGCAGCAGCUGCGCGCGGCGGCGAGCGAGGCGCCGCCCAGCAGCUCCGGCUUGCCCUCCUACUACAACCCCAGUGCCGUCAACACGAACAAGAUACUAGAUCAGGUUCAGAAACGGAAACUACUGUGGUCUAAUAAGAACAAGUCCGACGCGGAGGAGGCGGCCAAGUGGAGCGGCACGCGGUUCGCGCAGGACUCAGACGGCAAGCAGGUGUCCAAGUUCAUGAGGCUGAUGGGCAUCAAGGAGCCAGCCGCGGUGAAACCAGAAAACACGGACAAGAAUGGAGACCCCAUCAAGAAACAAGAAGAGUUGUUCCAAGCAAUGCAAGCGCAGUACGAAGUGGCUCGCGCGACCACGCACACGAUGAGAGGCGUCGGCCUCGGCUUCCAGCGGGGGCAGUAUUAACAACGGAAUAAAUAACGGUUACCGUAACGGUAUAACGUUAUAACGACUAAACAGCCCCACAAUUAUAUUGCCUCGAAGGAGGUUUUUAUUUUUUGUGAUAUGCGCAAAGAGGAUCGUUCUCUUUAUAGUGUAGAUGUGUAUAAAAGAGAUAAUUUUUAUAGAUACGGGAGAAAUAUAUCGAUAUUUUCACAAAUGAGGUCUAUGCAGGGUCCCGUGUAAUGUAAUGGACAUUUAAAGUUUUCUUUGCACUAUUGUAUAGCCCUGCGUUUAGAAGUAAAGCUACGUGUGAUAAUGUUAUUCAUUUAUUUUGUUUUUAAUUUCAACGAUAUAUUAUACGAGCAACGGAGAUGGUAUCUUCCCAUUCGUUCCUAGGUUUCUUAUGAUGUAGAUUACUCUAGUUUAAUUUUAGUUGUUCGUAUAAUUAUUGUUUUUAGGUUUACUGAUAAGAAAUAAACUAUGAUGAAUA